Messenger RNA from Achroia grisella, 2487 nucleotides. Its product is annotated as radial spoke head 10 homolog B-like. Lineage: Eukaryota; Metazoa; Arthropoda; Insecta; Lepidoptera; Pyralidae. The record is from RefSeq and is a predicted model, not a curated record. The transcript has 8 exons. Bases 57 to 2480 code for a protein of 807 amino acids.
AAUAAUAAUUAUAAUAUUUAUUAAUUUGUUUUACGUUUGAUGCCCGCGUUCAGAAAAUGUUUUAUGUUGAUUCACAAAGAACUGUGACACGACGUGAUAGUUCACUAAUCGUAUAUAAAAGAAACUUCCAAAGUGGGGAGGAGAGGCUAGAUUUUGAUACUAUGUCAACCGCACGAUGUCAAUCUAACAUACGUCUGACUAGCGAAUGUGGUGCCUCAUUUUCGAUGCGACCAAAGGGGUCCGUUCAACGAGAACUGGUAACAAUGAUGUUCGAGUCGAUGUUAGAUAGCGUUGUCCAAUCAUGGGAGGUGAUCGUUCAACAGAAAACCGAAGAGAGCUCUCCUAAUAUGGAAUUUGGAAAGACUGUUAGUGAACUUACGUUCACUGGUAAAAAGAAAAAACCUAAUGCAAAAUCAUCUAAAACCAAAAAAAGCCGAUCAAAGUUGGAACUACUUGAUUCACAGGUUGAUCCCAUGCAACAAUCCUGGUGGUCUUUACCAGACGAAAAAGCCGUUAUACGUUUUCGAAAUGGAAAUGUUUAUGAAGGAAACAUUUCAAUGAAAUGCAUGCACGGCGAAGGACGUUUUCAGUGGAGUGAUGGAACAGUCUAUUUGGGUCAAUUUAAAAACAACGAAAUGAAUGGGAAAGGUAUAAUACAAUGGAAAGAUGAUACGUGGUAUGAAGGCGAUUUUGUUGGGAAUCUUCGUCAUGGUAAAGGACUGUAUGUAGACUCGCGUAAACAACACUCAUAUUUUGGUGGAUGGCACUGUGGUACAAAGCAUGGAGAAGGAGUUAUGUACUACUCUAAAAACUUCAAAAAUUCAUACGAUGGAGAAUGGUACCAGAAUGUCCGCCACGGUUUCGGAUUACGAGAAUAUUGUGCUAUUAGUGGUUAUAAGGGUGAAUGGGACAAAUACAUAAGAGAUGGUAAAGGAUUAAUGAUAUGGCCAAACCGCGAUUUUUACAGGGGUGAUUGGAAAAACGGUGUUAUGUCUGGAUAUGGUCUUUAUAUAUGGGAUGCCCAUUACAACAAUACAAUGUCUUUACCAUCAAUCAAUGCGUACCGUGGUUCUUGGGAAAAGGGCCAAAGAAAUGGUUAUGGAAUUUUGAAUUUAGGUUUAGGUUUAGGUUCGCAUUAUAAGGGAGAAUUUAAAAAUAAUAAGAAACAUGGUGUGGGAAAAUUUAUCACUAAUAAUGGACUAAUAUUACAAGAAAAGUAUUUGUUCCAUGAUGAUAAUAUUGGCACCAUGUCAUUCGAUAAUCAAGAAGAAAAGACAGCACCUCAGAAUCUGAAACAUACGCAGUCACAAGAACCCUUCAAAUUCGAUAUAUGCGAUAGUACUGUGGGACUUAUGUAUCACAUUGAACAAGCUUUAAAAAAUAUUGAUAAACGACAAGAAAUUAGAGCUAAUAUAAUUUCGGAAUAUAUAGAAAAUAACAAAACGUUAGAAAUGGAUGUUGCUGGUGUUGCGCGCAAAGAAGAUAUCCAAUGUCAACAAAGCAAAGUUUAUAACUUUGACUAUAUUAUAGAUUUUGAAAAAAUCUCUUUACGUAAAUCUCUGAGAUGUUACGAAACAGAUUUAAGAAAUAUUUAUUACAAAUACGCGACUAUAUGCAACACUAAAGAAAUAAAUUUCACUCCUGUACUUAUAAGGCUGUAUUUGUGGCAACUGUAUUUUGAUUGCAAUGUGCACGAAAAAGGCUUAACGCUUGCGGAGAUCGAUGUAAUUUUUCAUCAAAAUCCUUUAUGGCUAGCUAGAUCUCCACAUAAUCCUUUUGAAAAAAUUUAUUUCUGGCAAUUUAUACACAGCUUGAUAUUAGUAGCUAGCAAGUUGUAUGCCAAAAGGCAGCUUCCAGGCAAAAAACCAGAUACAAUUUUAGCUAAUGCUUUCAGAACAUUUAUGGAUAACGACGUGUUAUUGAGCGCCGGAAGACGCAAAGGGCGAUUUACAAACGGUUACGGAGCACACAUACCGCUAAACGGUUUAUACGGUCUUUACCGUAAACUUGGAGAACCACACACUAUUCGGACUUUUCUGAAAGCAAUACGGCAUCCGCCUCAUUACGCGCAUUUAUCACAACCAGAUAUUGUAGAAGCACCUGACGAGUAUUUGCCGCUUGGCCGGAAUGUGUAUAUUUUUGGAGAUAAAAUGGCUUAUAUAACUGAUAAUAAAGUACAAUAUGAAAAUGAAGAGAUGAGUGAAGCUCGUCAACUUAUGUUGUUCAAUUUUGGAAACUUGUCAAGUAAAACUGUUAUAAAAAUUUUCGCACGCAUUUUCCCACAACUCUGUGAGAAGGACACAAUAAUGAAUUUGGACAUAAACAUUACGUUUCUUGAAUUCUUUGAAGCCUUUGUUAUCUGCGCCGAAGAAAGUAUUCGUGUGAAAGACGAAGAGAUGCUUUGGCGCGAGAAAUUUUCUCUCAAUGACACUAUAGAUGUGCAAUCCAGUCCUACUGAACAUUCAGCCAAAAAGAAAUAAAUUUUUU